AUGCUCGCCACACGACUGCGUACCCCGGCUCUGCGCCGCCUUGCACGCGCCGCCUCGAGCUCCUCACCAUCAUCGUCCUCGGUUCCGGCCGAGACGCCGAAAGGCAACUCUCCGGGGACGGUCGCUGGCUCCCAGUCGCCGAAUUACCCCACCCAAUGGUCUCUCAACCAGCGAGCGCGGCCGACGCCCACCGACGGCGCACGCUUCGAACAAACCAUAAUGGAGCUGCAGCCUCAACCGCUCAGUGCUAUGGCCAUGAUUGCGGAGGAGCCUGUUCGUAUGGUCAAGGGUCGCAAGGCUGUUUGCGAUGGAGGCCACGGUCCACUCGGUCACCCCAAGAUCUUCAUCAACCUUGAUAAGCCUGGCCCAAAGGCGUGCGGCUACUGCGGCUUCCGCUACGAGCAAGAACCUCACCACCACCACUGA
This is a messenger RNA of Peniophora sp. CBMAI 1063, 426 nucleotides long. NCBI's taxonomy places the organism in Eukaryota, Fungi, Basidiomycota, Agaricomycetes, Russulales, Peniophoraceae. The record is from the annotation of a GenBank genome assembly.